AGUACUUACCGCCAGUUUUGCAAAAUAGUUUAGAGAAUACUGUUUGUUAUUGGUCGAGAUUUAUAUUUAUUCCAAUAGUGUGCGGAUAAUUAUACUGAUUGUAUUAUUAUUAAACUAAUUCGCGUCGCCGAGAUGGACCGCUUUCUGUUCAGCCAGCCUUCCAGCAUUCUCGAUGGAUUAUCAGACUUGCGGGCGGAGCGUUUUCUGUGUGAUAUAGUCCUUCGCGGAGGUGAUGGAGAACCCGUCGAUCUACCCUGUCAUCGCGCGAUAUUAAGCGCCAGCAGCAGCUACUUUCGGGCUAUGUUUAGGUCGCGUAUGGUGGAAUCGAUAACACAGGCAAUAAUCCCGCUGGUUGAGGUGCCUAACGCAGUUCUGUCGCAAAUUGUUGAUUUUGUGUAUUCCGGAAAGAUUGCAAUCGAGUGGGAAACUGUGUACGAGCUGCUGGACGGAGCAUUGUACCUUGGAGUGGAGAUUGUUGUGGGUGCCUGUUGUCGAUUUUUAGAUCAAAACUUCGAUACGACCAAUUGCGUAUCCAUCUACCAGUUUAUCCGGACUCGAAACUGUCCAAGUUUGGAGAAACGAAUCAAAAGAUUUAUUUUGGCACAUUUGAGCGAGAUUUCUGGCAGCCCUGAGUUCGUUAGCAUGGAAAAGCAAGAGGUUGUGGACCUUUUUAGUUAUGCAGCGACGUGCGGCAUGCAUAUUCCGGAAAGCGUGCUUGUUGAUGGUGUGUCCCGUUGGGGUCGGGAGGAACCAGUCUCCAGGACACCUUAUCUCCGUGAAGUGCUUGACGGGUUGGGCUUACCUUGCUGCACUGGCAGUGCAGAUUCGGGUGAGCAAGUUGGACCUUCCCUGGCUGAACCGGGCUUCACCGUUCCGCAGCUGUCUGAUUGGACAAGAACCAUUCUCUUCGUUGGUGGAACAGACGCAGACGAGAACUGGUACGGGGUGGAUUGUUUUGAUCCUGUAGUUUCGUUGCGGGUACCGAAACGUAAGCUGGCUUGGAUGCCUACAGUCGUUCGCGAUGCUAGGCCUGUGGUGAUGGAUUGUGGUCUCUUCAUGUGUGGGGGAAUGGUUCCAGAAGACGAUAUGGAUACCGUAACGUGUGCAGUUCAGCGGUAUGAUCCCAUAUCUGAUAAGUGGCACCUGAUGCAGGAGAUGCAAGCCGCGCGCGUACAUUUCGGAGCUGUUGCAUUGAACGGAUAUAUCUACGCCGUGGGUGGUUUCGGUUUGGGACAGCCAACCGAGGCACACGGUAAGCCUGGGCGCUGCGAGCUGGAUUCAGUGGAACGAUACGACCCAUGCGGCAAUCGGUGGGAGUUUGUUGCCCCUCUUCCAAUUCCAUUGGCUUCCUUUGCAGCUGUUGCUUGGGGCAAGUAUUUGUACACUUUUGGGGGCAUGUCGCAGAAUUACUCUGUCUGCUGCAUUGUUUGGCGGUAUAAUUCCUUAACUAAUGAGUGGACCAGAAUGGCCCCAAUGCCGAAACCUCGCUAUGGAUGCACUGCCUGCGUUGCGCCAAGUGGGUUAAUUUACGUUAUCGGAGGAUUCAAUGGGCAUCCGCGUGACAGCAGCGCCGUUCGAGACGUGGAUGCGUACAAUCCCAUUACGGAUAAAUGGCAGCGAAAUGGUCCAUUGACGCACUGCCGCGGUCUUGCUGGAGUCUUGCUUCUGGAUAAUAAAAUUUAUGUGAUGGGUGGAAUGUCUGCCUUUUUGGAUGACAUUAUGCAAGAGACUGUUGAAGUUUUGGACGAAACUGAACUGCCUUCUCGUUGGACUGAGCAGGGACAGACCAUAAUUGAAGAACGGAUCGGAUUCUGCCCUGUUGUUAUGAAUAUACCCGAACGUGUAAUUGGUUUAAAUCCUGAUAACCGUACCGCAUCGGCUGCCAGUUCUGAAGACAGUGUACCUAAGCGGUUGCGCGAGGACGAGUACGACCCAGAAGAGAGGCCCCACAAAUGCGUCAGAUUAUAACCAAGCGAUCCUGUGUUCACGUUGUACGGGUUUAAACUCUGCAGAUAUGGCCGGCCUCGGUCCUUGUUUGGGAGUCCUCUGUAUACAAGUUUGUAUAGUGUUUACAGCUUUUUACAACUUGUGUGUAUGUUGUUAUUUUCGUGACAGCAAUGUUUCCUUCCUUCUUUUCAAUGGAACCUCCUUUAAGAUUUAAGUUUGUGUAACGGAUGGUGGAAGUUUCCUUACGAUUUCAUGGACAGAGGUCGCAAACUAAUGUGCACGAUUUUGAUGGCGUAAUAACGUAUUCUCGUUGUACGAUGUUCUUUAAUUCAGCCUAAUA
Messenger RNA from Paramacrobiotus metropolitanus, 2287 nucleotides. RefSeq names its product kelch-like protein 20. Bases 133 to 1968 code for a protein of 611 amino acids. The record is from RefSeq and is a predicted model, not a curated record. Lineage: Eukaryota; Metazoa; Tardigrada; Eutardigrada; Parachela; Macrobiotidae. The transcript has 8 exons. Gene Ontology annotation, molecular function: protein binding.